CCUUCCUUCUUCCUUCUCUCCUCCCGACGACCGAAGGAAAGGACACCGACCAUCACACGCAGACACACACACACACAUACACACGCGAGCGAAAGAGCGAACGAGAGAGAGAGAGAGAGAGAGGGAGAGGGACGGCGGGACUCAUUCGAGUGCCAAACGAAAACAAGGGAGUGUUUUAGCGCGGCACUAGAUGCGUGUACUCGCUCUGUAGACUAGGGUAGAAGGUCGCUGACAUCCCCAGCACUGCCUGCUAGUGUGCGCUACUCUAGCAGUGUGAGAAAGUGAGUUCACCGAGGGAGAUCUAUCUAUCCGCAGUCAAGAACUAUAUUCUAGAAGUGAUUGUUGAAGUUGAAGAAGUUGCAGAAUAACAUUGUUUCUCAGUGUUCUUAUUGGAUUAUAUACUCCUUCUUCGAGGCUUUCAGUUACUCAUAGGCGUUGUCCGUCCACUGCAGACAUAUAGCUCUCCAACAACGACCUCCACUUUAUUUGACCAGCUGUUUUCCGUGUCCAGACUGCCGAGGUGACUACAUCAUUGUGAGACUGGCGCCCAGACGGCUGUGUGGGUGGAUAUCGAGUCUGCGUGGCUCAGACAAAAGACCCCACCUCUGAGCCGCCCAUCGUUGUCGCUACCAAAGCGGAGUCGGCCAUAACAUUUCCACGACAGUCGAGGGAGACUUGCUACGUCAAGACUUAAGAACAGCGACUGUGUCCACAUCGUCAUCAUAUUAUCCAUCUUCAUCAUCGCCAUCAUCAUCAACGACAACAACGACAGUAUCAGUAACAGCUGCAGCAGCGAGUGAGAGACAACAGCAACAGCACUAGCAACCGCAGCGGCCGCAGCAGCUUCAUCAUGUCGAAGUACAUGAACGACGUGGACAGCAAAGAGCCGUUCAUCGAAAAAAAUCACCUCUCGAGCGGACCGAGCAACGCACCAAUGGGCGAUAACCAUGGCAACGGCAGCACGACGCCAGCCAACAACAUCAGCGGCAGCAACAACACCAACAGCAGCAGCAGCAACGGCAACAACAACAGCAACUACCACUACGGCGGCGGGGCGCCCCCAAACAACAGCAACAGCAUGAAGCAGACCAGCCAGCAGCUCGACUACUCGCACCUCGAGCGCACCAUCGCCCGCCUGCGGACUUACCUCUUCGCCAUGUUUGGUGUGGGUGUCGCAGGCUUCAUCAUCCUCAUCAUCGUCGUAACCGUCCUGUACGUGAAUCUCAACUACGACCUGGUUCAUCACCGGCACAAACCCAAGGUGGGCGAGCAGGCGUAUGAGAUCAUGCAGAAGGAAGAGCUGUGCGUCCCCUGCGACGAUUUCCGCCUGGGCCCCAGCCCCGAGGAGGAGAGGGAGUUGAAGAAGUUCCGCCUCAAGGAGGGGCCGGAGGGCGUCAGUUGUUGCGUGGACACUCCAGUGGAGCUUAUGUUGCUACUUAAAAUGGUACCAUCUCGCAAUGGCCUCGUGCCUCCAGUGUAGUGUCAGGAGGCUCAGAGGGAAAACCCGCGGCUCACCUCAUGAUCACAACGCAAGAUCUCUCCGAUGUCAAGGAAGAUACAACAUUCUGUACCACAACGGGGGCGAAGAGAAGCUGGCCCAGAAUUCCAUCACCAAGUGCUGGGGGCAGAGCAAGACGUUUGGAGAGUACGUGAGCAACUUGGGAGCGGUCUUCUAUCUCCGGAACUCAGACGAAAUCUUUGUCAAGGUCUCUAACAUCACUAUGGUCUCCACGGACCCGAAGAUGAGCCAUUUCGGGCUGUUUAAGAUUUGAGUGUGUUGGUGAGUGGAGGUGAUUAUGGUUGUUGUGAGAAAGUGGGGGAGUGAGAGGCUGGGGUUGUUUAAGAUUUGGGAGUAGAUUUGUGUGUGUGUGUGUGUGUGUGUGUGUGUGUGUGUGUGUGUGUGUGUGUGUGUGUGUGUGUGUGUGUUGUGUGUGUGCAUGUGUGUAUGUGUGUGUGUUUGUUUGUUGGUUUGUGAGGCCUUUUUCAAGUAGGGAAAGAGAUGUGAUGUAUACAUGAGUGGAUGCACAUUUCGCUACCUAUACAUUUUGAGAUCCUUACCGAAAAUUCUUUCUUCUCUCUGCUCAUUUUUAGAACUCAAAAUAAGUUUUUAACUUUCAACUAUAUAAAUAUGUGUGUACAUGUGUGAGUGUGUAUGUUUGUGUAUGUGUGUGUGUGUUUGUGUGUGUGUAUGUGUGUAUAUAUUAUAUACACAAACAUACAUACAUACAUGUUUUAUAAUUAUGUCGAUCAAUGUUUUGAAAUGCUACGUGUCAUAUGCCUUUUGUCCUUACUUUCUUUUUGGUCAUGUUGUGGUCAUGCGGUGUAUUCCAAUGUGUUGACCUUUUUUUACUAGUUUCGAUAUUCUGAGAGAGAAAAAACGAAUCUUUUGACUUCUUGUAAAGUUUGUGUGUGUUUAUCAACUGAUUUGGAAAGACAAUGGUGGAGGCCCACAUUGCCAUCCCGUCCUACCCACCACUUUGACCUUUUUUUUCCUGAUUGUUUUGUUUGUUUCUUUUAAUUUUUAAUUUUGAAGAAAUUAUCAUAAUGAGAAUGUUCACCCAUAUAGCCUGUGCUUGGUUUUUCCAUCCGGCUUCCCAUUAUUUAUUCUAGAAUCUGUGGUGUAGUGGUAAGGUGGUUUAAUAUUGCCCACAGAAAAUGUGAGUUUGAUUCUCAUGUGGGUAUGGUCUUAUCCAGUAUCUCAAUCUUUCUGUUGGGACACUGCAUCUCUCUUAGCCCGAGUUUGCCCUGACAGGCAAAGUUGUGGCCUACUUCCAAAAUGAGAAGAGAGUAAGACAUUGAGUGAUAAUAAUAAUGAUGAUGAUAAUAAUGAUAAUAAUAAUAAUAGCCUAAUAUGAAUAAUAAUAUGAA
Messenger RNA from Aplysia californica (California sea hare), 2868 nucleotides. RefSeq lists its product as uncharacterized. NCBI's taxonomy places the organism in Eukaryota, Metazoa, Mollusca, Gastropoda, Aplysiida, Aplysiidae. Gene Ontology annotation, biological process: immune response. Gene Ontology annotation, cellular component: membrane. Gene Ontology annotation, molecular function: tumor necrosis factor receptor binding. The record is from RefSeq and is a predicted model, not a curated record.